AUGUUAUCGCACUUUAGAACUGACAAUGUUGAACCAUUUGCAGUUAGUGGUGUUGAUUUUGCCGGACCGUUAAAGUAUAAAGUACCAAAAAAUUUUACGUUGAUUAAAAAAUGUUACGUUGCACUUUUUACAUGCGCAAGCACUAAAGCCGUCUAUCUUAAACUUUGUCAUGACCUAUCAGCAGUAAAAUUUCAGGGGGUUUUAAAAGAAUUUGUUGCGAGGAAAAGAACACCUCAGAUGAUAAUCAGUGACAAUGCGAAAACAUUUGUGGCAACAGGGAAUUGGUUACUUACACUUAAAAACGACGAGAAUAUUGCCAACUAUCUUGCUAUACAAGCUAUUAAAUGGAGGUUUAAUCUAUCAAGAGCCCCUUGGUGGGGAGGUUUGUUUGAAAGAUUGAUUGGAAUAAUGAAGAAAAGCUUAUCUAAAACUAUCGGUAAAGUGCUUACUUUCAAUGAAUUAGAGGAAGUAUAG
Hydra vulgaris (swiftwater hydra) is the source of this 474-nucleotide messenger RNA. RefSeq lists its product as uncharacterized. NCBI's taxonomy places the organism in Eukaryota, Metazoa, Cnidaria, Hydrozoa, Anthoathecata, Hydridae. Gene Ontology annotation, biological process: DNA integration. Gene Ontology annotation, molecular function: nucleic acid binding. The record is from RefSeq and is a predicted model, not a curated record.